Molecule: messenger RNA, 1635 nt
Organism: Aspergillus nomiae NRRL 13137
Lineage: Eukaryota; Fungi; Ascomycota; Eurotiomycetes; Eurotiales; Aspergillaceae
Product: putative amino acid permease
Exons: 1
Coding region: 1-1635 (544 amino acids)
Biological process (GO): amino acid transmembrane transport
Cellular component (GO): membrane
Molecular function (GO): amino acid transmembrane transporter activity
Source: RefSeq, a predicted model, not a curated record
AUGCCUACUGAAUCAGGAUCAGGAACUCAACUGGCAGAAGGAGACGGCUCUAGCGCAACCGAUGGCGACAUAGGGUUCAUCCGGCGUGGCUUCGGAGAAGUACAUGCUGUCAGGCAAGGUCUUUACCAACGGCACCUUCAGAUGAUCGCUCUUGCUGGCACAAUUGGCACAGGUCUAUUCCUCAGCUCUGGCCAAGCACUUGUAACGGCAGGCCCACUGGGUGCAUUCCUUGCCUAUUCUAUCGUUGGCCUUGGUGUUAUGAGCGUCGUCCUGACGGUGGGAGAGAUGGGUGCCUUAGUACCGCUCAGUGGCGGUGUCGUGCGUUAUGCGGAAUACUUCUUUGACCCAGCCAUGGCUUUUGCCAAUGGAUGGAAUCAAGUAUACUUAUACUCAGUCACUCUCCCUGCUGAGAUAGUGGCAGCCUCGGUUCUGAUUGAAUUCUGGAUCAUCAUUAACAACGCAAUCUGGAUUACCGUCUUCAGCCUCCUAGUGCUUAUCACUGCGCUGGUGUUCGUCAGAAUCUAUGGAGAGCUUGAGUUUUCAUUCGCUAUCUUGAAAAUUCUGCUAAUCGUUGGGGUCAACAUUAUGGCGCUAGUGAUUACUUGCGGCGGAGGACCAACUGGUCAAUCUAUCGGUUUUAGAUACUGGAGAGACCCAGGGCCUUUUGUUCAGUAUUUUGGGAUCAAAGGUGCUCUUGGCCGGUUCCUUGGUUUCUGGACCACACUAGAGAAUGCAAUCUUUGCAUACUCGGGGAUCCAGAAUAUCACGAUCCCAGCGGCUGAGACCAGGUAUCCGCGCCAAUCAAUACCACAGGCGACCAGGCGCGUCUUGUACCGCAUCAUCCUCUUCUAUGUCCUGUCAAUAUUCAUGAUGGGCUUGGUUGUUCCAUCGAAUGAUCCUACUCUUCUUCAACUGACUGGCACGGCUUCUCAGUCCCCAUUUGUUAUCGCGGCUCAUCGGGCGGGGAUCAAGGUCGCACCCUCAGUUAUUAACGCUAUUAUCAUUACAUCCGCCUGGUCUGCUGGCAAUUCCUAUAUCCUUUUUGGGUCCCGCAUUCUCUAUGGCAUGGCGGUCCAUGGCCAUGCUCCUGCAGUAUUCAAACGGCUGAACCGGUUCUCUGUCCCUUAUGUGGCUAUCAGCUGCAUAGGAAGCUUCAUGUGCUUGGGAUAUAUGUCCCUUUCCCACUCAGCUACUGUGGUCUUUCAAUGGCUACGUGAUAUUGUAGCAGUUGCAACAUUGGUGGACUGGCUCAUCGUCUGCAUCGUCUACCUCCGAUUCUACUACGGUUGCAAGAAGCAAGGAGUCGACCGACACAGAGAGCUUCCAUGGGCCGCGCCCUUCCAGCCCUACUUCACCUGGGCGUCUCUGACCUUGUUCACCCUCUUGCUUAUCACUGGUGGCUUCAGCACAUUCAUCAGCGGCCACUGGGAUACCGAAACCUUUAUCUCAUCGUACAUCAACAUCCCAAUCGUCCUAGGUCUAUAUUUGGGCUAUAAAUUCUGGAGGAAAACGCGCAUUAUCGCCUUGGAUACUAUCCCGCUGGUCGGUCUGCUUCAGUUCUACCUGUCCCACGAAGAGGUCGAACCGGAACCACAGCCUAGAAAGGGGUUGGCAAAGUUCAACAUUCUUUGGUAG